AUGGCGGUCCGUAAUGUAACGAAUGCCGCCAAUCAACGUUUGUUUAUGGAAGACUCAGACACCGACUCGAUUGCCACCGACUCAACGGCCGAGAGCGAGUUGAAAGAUGACUACCCCGUAGAUCGCAUUCUGGCCGAACAGGAGUUCGAGGGUUCUGAUGGGGUUGAGCCGCACUGGCUAAUACGAUGGCUUGGCUAUCCUGACCACCGUAAUACCUGGGAGCCUUUCGAGAACAUCCAGAGCGAUGACUUGUUCAGAGAGUGGGCUAAGCAGAAACGACUCCAGCAGCAAGGAAAAGCUGAGCCGUAUGACUUGCAGGCAUAUGACGCUUUGAUCGCUAGGAGUUUAGAGGAGAAGGAGGAGCGGAGGAGGCGAAGGAGGGCAAAGCGGAAACGCAAGCGUAACGGUCUGGCUGCGCUUACUAGUGAUGAGGACGGAAAGGUUCAUUCGGACGGCGAGCUAUGCCGGGGACCAAACCGACAGGUGCUGGACUUGCCCAAGCGGAAACGAACUUCGAAGCGUGAUAGCGCAGACAGCACAACAAACGGCGCAGACAACACAGAGCGCAAGAAGGCCCCCAACACUCCACUUCCGCUACGCAAGGGCGUGGCUCGGAAAAUAACUAACAGGCUUCCGUCUGACACUGACGAAGACGACGCAAAGCUUGCGGACGACGGAACGCCAGACUCCGAGCCCGAUUCGCUCUUCGAUGACGUUACCGAGAUCCAGCGCCCAGAACCACAGCAGACUCCGAAGCAAUCUAAACCUUCACGGCUCCCCAGCUCAAUCGCAAAGACUUCACUUCUGCCAGAGAUCGCGCCUUCCGGGAGGAGAGUACUGCCGACCACUUCAGCGCCAACGGCGGCAACAAAAUCAGUGCCACAGCCUGCGAGCAAGCCCGUUGGUACGGCCAAGCGGACAACCAAUAUCUUUGCCAGUUUCGGUGAUGUAAAGCAGAGACGACGGCGUCCGCGGGUCAGUGGCGAGACCCCAAAAGACUCUGACAUUCUAAAAUUCAGGAAUCUCUCAACGCAGAACCGUUUUCAAAAGUAUAGCCGCAACGAAAAGGCACCCGACCUCAAUGCUCUCACCAUCAUCGAUCCCAAAACGGGUGUAGCUGAGCCAUCAAGGGUCGCACCUUCCGCAAUUGCAGCUUCUGCUUCCACACCUGCCCGUAAGGGUCCGCAAGGAAUCCACAGCGCUUACGGUCGCGCCAGAUCGCCUUCAUGGUCUGAACGUCGAAAGAGCCUCACCCCACCAUCCGGGCCUAUUCCACCUCAAUCAGCGCCAUUCAGUCCGGGUAAACCACAGCAACAACCCACGAGCUCGCAUUCGCCGCCGGUCCGCAAGCCACCUGGCUUCAGACCAAAAGUGGUGUGCUGGCACUGGCUGAACGGUGACUGCCGUGCACCGGCGGGCCAGUGUAGCUUCGCGCACGAACCCAUUGACCCAAAGGAUCACAUGUCCAAGUUCCUUCCCAAUGAGCAGCAGCAUUCACCGCCCCCGCCUGAUCUGGCCUCACAGCAACUUGGUUUGGGCGCCCCGCAAGGCCCAAGGCCACCUACGUCCGAAGUAACGUGCUUCUUCUGGCUACGAGGCAAGUGCCGCUUCUCUGCCGAAGAGUGCAACUUUGCACAUCGUGACACCGGGGUCUACGCUACGAAUGAAGCUGUCAAGGCUUCGAUGAUGCGCCAUGUGCAGUGCAAAGAUAUUACGUGCUACUACUGGCAGCAGGGCAGUUGUACUAAGCCUGACGAUCAAUGCGAGUUUGCACAUCAGUGGAUGCCACAGCUUGCAAGCCAGCCAGGAACCUUUAAGAAAGGCUUCGUGCUGUUGCCUAGCGCGCAGGCUCCGGCUACCGAAGCUGGCAUUAUGUUGAACGCAAUGUCCCCGUCCCGCACACCAGAUGGCAUGGCUGUGGAUGGCGAGCAGCAGAAGGAUAACAUACCCUUUCCACCUACUAAGAGUUUACCUCCGCAGCCCGUGGAGCCGCUGUCUGCAACGUGGGAGAAGCCGGAGCGAUUGGUCCGUUUCGACGUACCAGAAGAGGUGGCUAGCCUGCCGAAGACUGUCGCUAUAGAGACUGGCGUGCUGCCAGCGACACUGCAGAUUGUGAGCGCAGGCACGGGGUCAAGCAUGACAAUCUACGCGGAGUUACAUACGUCUUACACAUCUGCGUUCGAGCGUAUCUUCUACCCUAUUAAGAAAGGCAUCUAUCUCAUGCUGGAUCGAAUGGUCACAGCUAAAGAUGUGGAGGUGUGGCUCGCGCAGCUUGUCGCGGAAGAGGGUGAGUGGCCUGCCGGCAGUAUUGUGCCUAAGCAGAAUUCACUUCCAGACGCCGCGAAGCUAGCCGAAUGCGGGAAGUUAUUCGGCUCAGGCUUUGUAUCGCUGCAGGACCUGUUCACGUUGGUCGUCUAUCCUAGUGGGCAUGACGACUGGCGGUUCUUUGACGUCCCGCACGUUCCCUCAGCGGCAAACGCUUCACUUCGAUUCAGAUUGCUCCCACCCCUGUCCAGCAUACCGCCGACACUAGCUUCGGAGGGCGUUGACAGUACGACCUCGCUUGAGCUAAGCGCGUCAGUCGUCGUUGCGAACCAACUGCUUGGCCUCAACCACGAGCGGAUUUUGGUUGAGAAGGAGGGUAGACCGGCGGACACGGAGGUCUUCCUGGCGUGGCCCGAAGAGCGCGGUGCCGAGCUGCAUGUGCUCGCUAACUACUUUCAGAGCCUGCAGUGCAAGGUGUACACCUCCGACACGCGAGGCGCUUGGUCCUACUUCCGCCACAACCGCCAGGACAACGACCGCGGACUGAUCAUUGUUCACCCAACAACACCAUUUUGGGUAAUGUCCAGCCUGCACAAAUACCUCACGCGCUGCGGUAGGGUGCGUGUCUUCUCCAUCGGCGUACAACGUACUCUCUACAUGCAGCCGGAUGAUCCAGCAAACUUCUCAUGCGAGCGCCUCUUCCCUCACGGCAAGGUUACCUUCAUCACAGACGAUGUCUUCGUCUACCACCCAGAAAAAGCGAGCGAAGUUAUCCGGACCUUCCUCGAUUUGCACAAAGACAAGCCUCCAGGCGGCGAGCUCGACAAGAUCGCGGUCAGACCAGGGAUUAAGGAUUGGCUUCAGGGUCUCAUGGUUGAGAAGCUUACAGACCGCGGUCGACAGGAUGACCGCUACGUGCAAGUAUACCUUGACAUCUGCAGACUAUGCCCGCCGGAGGGAGAAGACCCAUUCAACCCGCCUAAUCCGCUAGCUUCUUCUCAACUGGUCUCCUUCCCGCCCGAAGAGAUGCCAAGCUUCCAAGGCUUGUGGGACCGGGACGAGGAAGCGGCGACUGGCUGCAUAGUCGAUUGGUUUGCAGGAUGGGCUGCCGUGAAUGCACAGAAAUUCCGACGCUUUCUGGUGUGUCACGAGCCGAAGAAGAAGGUGACGGAGAUGGAAAUUGACGAGAAUGGGAGGAGCAGGGUGAAGGUGGUGGCGGACACGAAAGGGUGGGAGAAGAGGUGGUGUCACAUUGGUGUGCCCACGCCAGAUAUGGCGGUGAAGGAGAUGUUAGCCAGGAAGAAGUCUACGCAAUGA
Messenger RNA from Baudoinia panamericana UAMH 10762, 3582 nucleotides. RefSeq lists its product as uncharacterized. The record is from RefSeq and is a predicted model, not a curated record. Gene Ontology annotation, molecular function: metal ion binding. The transcript has a single exon. Bases 1 to 3582 code for a protein of 1193 amino acids. NCBI's taxonomy places the organism in Eukaryota, Fungi, Ascomycota, Dothideomycetes, Mycosphaerellales, Teratosphaeriaceae.